Cylicocyclus nassatus is the source of this 1567-nucleotide messenger RNA. NCBI's taxonomy places the organism in Eukaryota, Metazoa, Nematoda, Chromadorea, Rhabditida, Strongylidae. The record is from the annotation of a GenBank genome assembly.
AGACAUGACAACAGUGGUGCUUGACCCACGUUCCAUUAUCGAAGCUCUUUCAUGUGUUCAAUCAGGCAUCACGGCAGAGGAUAUCACUCAUCCAGCAGCGAAUCGCGUGCAGUCAAUUUACAAUGCGUUCUGUUCCCAUAUACUUGAAGUACCGGAGAAAUGCUUGAGUGAACUUCCAUUUGGUUGUCAGCUGAAUCCUGAAACCCUUGAGUUGCAACACAAAAGUACACCGCUGCUCUUGCUGUUUACUACGAUGCGCUGUUUCAUUACCGAUUUUGGGGAUGGCGAGUUGGAUUUUACUAUGUGUGAUCUCAUAAAUCCUAGUCCGAGAAGAACUCGGAGAUUAUUCUCUACUGCAUCGCAAGUGUUUGAAAAGACUUGCGCCGAGUACGAUGACGCUCGCAAAGCUAUAGAGGAUGGCCAAGAGCAGAUACGCCGUGAAGAAAUGCGCAAAGCCGCACUCCGCAGCGAACAAGAUGCUAGGAAAAGGAAGGAGAACGCGCUCUUGGCUGAGUACAAUUCAAAAAAUACCGUCCUCACCGAACUAAUCAAGCAGUCGCAAGCAAACGAAGCGAGAAGAGACGCGCUGUUGGCGUCAAUAAAAUCAACAAAAGAGGAAAAGAAAAGCCUGCUCGUGGAAAUCAAAUCUCUUCAAAACGAGAUCGAACAUCUGACGAAAGGUAUCGUCAAUUCACCUGAACGAGUGCGUGGCGAAGCGAACUUCCAACGCGAAGAGAUAAAACGUCUCCAGAAUAACUGCAAAGAGGAAAGCCAGAGAAUCUCUAACAAUGCCGAGUCAAUGUCAAUCAUCGAGCAAGCAGCAAAAGUCCUCAACGAACGUUUCCACGAACUUGAAAAGUUCGGUGAUUUGAAGACUCAAAUUCAACUUCUGGAACAAGAUGCUUCGCAGGCCAAAGCUACCCUAAUCGAAGCAACAAGAAGCAGACAACAGACGUGUGAGGAGCUCUCCAAACUAGCUGCGUCUGGCAGUGAAGAAGUGAAGAAGUAUGAACGUGCGCGAGAACUCUACAGAACACGACUAGUGGAUCUGAAGACGAAGAAAGAGGAGUUGAACGACGCCAUCAUAGCACUAAAAGGGAAUGAUCCUUGCGUACGUGGCGAAAUGGUUCAGAUUAGGAACGAAAUGCAACGUCUGGGUAAGGAACGAGCUGACGAAAACAAGUAUGCUCGAAUGCAAUGCUUAGAACUCUUAAGUCGAUUUGCUGACUUGGUUGAAAAGUACCAACGAGCGGAAAAGUUGUUCGAUUCGCAAACGGCAGCUUUUAUGGAAGUAAUCCACGAACUCAACGACGUUCUCGAGGAAGGCGAACAGUCAAUAGAACAAUCAGUCCAAAAGCACCUGGAUCUGCUCUGAUUGUAGGAAAAGGUGCACAAUCGCUCAUCACCCGAAUCUCAACAAUAAUCUCAAGAAAAAUGGAAGAUGUGUUUUCUUACGGUGCACUCGUUUUUCACUGUAUAAUCAGGCAUGUGAAUUUUACUUCUUUGUUUUUGUUGUCAGAAGUUCUUGUACAUAAAUUGAUGAAAUCAGUCUUGUCGUAGAGACUAA